Messenger RNA from Xenopus laevis (African clawed frog), 2542 nucleotides. It is a transcript of the gene themis2.L, whose product is annotated as protein THEMIS2. The record is from RefSeq and is a predicted model, not a curated record. The coding region runs from base 397 to 2265 and encodes 622 amino acids. The transcript has 7 exons. NCBI's taxonomy places the organism in Eukaryota, Metazoa, Chordata, Amphibia, Anura, Pipidae.
GGUGGUACAAAUCUAUUGGCUGCUGCAACAGUUAAGGGGAAUAUGCCAUUUCACAAUGAAAACGUUACUUUCUUAGUUCAGAUUUGGAGAUGAAUUACACAAAAUGUAGCAAAGUGAGGCUUUCCAGGGGAGCAGUUACAGAGUCAAACAUACAAACAAGGUUGCAAUUAUCUCAGAGAAUCGGAAGACCAAUUGGGAGGAGUUAACAUUGAUAGAAAAAAUUAGGCCAUUAACAUUCUGCCACUAACUAUUCUGCUCUGUCUGGUUCCUCCUUUGCUGUUAUUUAGUCACAUUCUGAGAAGUGAAAAAGGGGAAAUAAACCUCUAGACCAACCCAAAAAAUUAGUAAGCAUAUUAAUGUCACAUUUAGUAGCGACUGGAUUCCUGAGGCUCCACAAUGGAGGAUUCUGUCUCUCUGCAAGAUUAUAUUGCGUCUGUGCCCGCUGCCUCCCUGCCAAGGGUUAUACAGGUCGCCUCAGGGGUCUACCUUCAGAGCUCAAUCUAUGAUAUCAAAGGAUCAGAAUGUUGUUUAUCUACUGGUGACCUGGUAAAAGUUCUUGAAAAGGAGUUUAAAUUCAUAUCUUGCGUUGAUCUGAAUAUGGGAAAGUGCUUCGAACUGCCCAGCAACUUUAAAGAUAUUUUUCAGAUUGUGAUUGACAGUGGCAAAUACAACAGCCUUGGGGAGCUGAAGCAAGAGCUUUAUGGUGACCUCACCCAUCCUUUCUGGUUUGCAUCUGCAACAGACAUUAUUUUAGAAGAUCGAGUCAUUAAUAAACAGGGUCAAAUUAAGUAUGUGUCUCCUGACAAUUUUAACCCCACCAGCUUUGCAAUUUGUCAGGUUUGGGAGGAUCCCAGUGAAGCCUGCAUUAAAAUCCCUAUCAGGACAGUUGGACAGUUUUACGAGUGUGAUAAUAAGGAGUUGUACACAUUGGAGCAGAUCUUGCAGUCCCCAGCUCUGCUGAAACGUAGCUACUCCUGCAGUAGCAUUGCAAAUGGACCCUACAAGCUCAGUCCUGUUUAUGAGAUCAAAACAAUUAUGCACAUGAGAAAAGAUAUUGUGAAAAUGCCUUCAAGCCUAGAAGUGGAAGUAAUAGACAUUACUGAUCAAUGUAGGGAUAUUGAGUUUAUCAAGCCGUACUCCUUGGCAGAAGUUUCACAGUGUGAAGAGAAGUUUCCAGUUGUCGCAGAAAUAGUGGAAUGUUUGGAUUGUGGUCAUACAAUUAAAAAUGACUUAUUGUCUGGUCUCAGAAAAGGACAAAAGAUCAUUAUCCACAGGAAGGAACUUUCUAGAAAAGCCCUGGCUACAGCUGCUAAGGGUAAACUAUCUAGGUUCUUCUAUAUCCAUACUGGAUACGAAGGAAAGGCGCGUCAACGGCCAAGGGAAUUUACAACAGUUUAUGAUCUCUGGACAAAACUGAUGGCGGGAGUAAAGCUGAAUGUUGUUGUAACCCAAGACUGUGAUAGUAUUGAAGACUGUUUUCCUUCCCUUUGCAUUGGGGACCACAUUAAAAUCCUACGUCAUGCUAAAAUCAAAGUAUCAGACAGUUUGGACUGUAAAGAAACAGAUGUUCUAGUCUGUGAAAAAGACUCUGCAGAUGACGAAGAAGAAGAAUCAGAGGAAAUUAUGCUGCCUUUGUAUCUUGAAGGACGUUUUGUUGAGGAAGUUAAGGACAACAAAAAAUAUAGUAUCAGCAAUAUAAUGCAGAAAUUUACACUUCCCUGUGAGAUCAAGGUUGUAAAAAAAGAUCCAUCGUUGCCGAGUGAUCCUCUUACCUCAUUUGCCUCCAUUAGGCUAGAGGAGCUAAUUGAAGAACCCGUUUUGUUGGCCAGUUUUCUGGAUAAUCCAUCUGUGUGUUUUCAAAUUCCAAUUAAGUGGAGAGAUUUUUCUGUGAUUUUCCUCAAAGACCCAGUUCCAGAGACAGGGACAAUGUUCACACCUUUAGAGGAGCUGACAGAAUGGUAUUAUUAUAGUCUUAGGAAGGAUCUACCAAGUAAUGAACUUCCUCCACCAAGACCCCCCAAAAGACAGGUCAAGGCUGAUAGUUCUAACAAACCUAUGAAAGGAAAAAGACCAAUAUGCAAAGACAGUAAGAGCCCAGAUCGACUGCACGCUUCAUCAAGAGAAAAACAUACCACAGAGCCUUACAGAUCACCGAAUGUCAAUGCAUAUUCUCCUCUGCCUCGUAAAAGUGUCAGUCAUGAGGACAGUGACCCAAAUUAUGAAGUAGAAAAAAUGUUCACAACGGACCUGCAGAUCAGAGAUUAAGACAUUUCUAACAGAAAGAUUUGCCAUCACAGGGGACAGUCAUGGACUCGGUUAAGCCCCAGCCUGACAUAAAAGGGGAGCUUCCUGUUGAAGGCACAGGAUAUUAGUAGACCAGGGUUGGAUGAGUCAGCACUGUGGUCAGGCAGGCAUAUGGGGCUCCACAAUUCUUCAGCAACCUGUUUAACGCUAGUUUAGUUAAAGGGGAGCUAUCGAAAAAAAGAAAAUUUUAUAUAAGCUUCCUUCAUACUGAAGUAAGAAACGUUUUAAAAACAAUAAA